CCCCAGCUGCAGCCAGCGACAGAGGAGCCGGCGGCCGAUGGCCGGGCCGCCUCCGUCCAGGAGCUGCACCAUGCGCACGAGGCUCAACAGAGACAAGCGAAGCUCGUCAGGAAGCUGCAGGCUAAGGUGCUGCAAUACCGGUCGUGGUGCCGGGAGCUGGAGCAGCGUCUGGAGGCCGUGGAGGGACCCGGCGCCCGUAAGUGGGAGGACAAGGAGCUGAGGCUGGAGCAGCUGCUGACCCGUCUGGAGGAGGAGCAACAGAGGUGCCAAGGCCUGGCCGAGCUCAACACCCGGCUGCGGCGCCACUUGGAAGAGGCCGGCGUGGUCAACCGGGCCCUACGCCAAGACGUGGGGAAACUGAGCACCGACUGGAGCCGGGCCCACGAUCAGCUGGCCAGGAGGGAGAGCGAGUGGAGGAUGGAGCAGGAGUUCUUCGAGGGCUACCUCAAAGGGGAGCGCGGCCGCCUGCUCGGCCUGUGGCGGGAGGUCGUGACCUUUCGGCGCCAUUUCUUGGAGAUGAAGACGGCGACGGACAGGGAUCUGUCGGUGCUCAGGGCGGAACAAGUGCGACUGUCCGGCUCCCUGCUGGCCAGCUGCCGGGGCCUGACCACCGCGGUGGGAGCCUGGAGGCCCACCGGAGAGGAGCGGCCAGCCCAGUCCCCGCACAGCCCACAGCGGCCCCGAACACAGACCCAAGAGGACGUGGAGAAAGCGGAGCUUCAGGACAGGGUGGCCGAGCCGUCCGCGCCCCUGGCUCAGAAGCGGAAUGAAGAGCGGGAGCAGGAAGUGACGAGGCUCAGAGCCACCGGGGCCCCGGGGCUGACCCUUCGGCAGCAGCUGGCAGAGCACGAGGCCUCCGGGCAGAGAGAGCCGCAGCGGCUGGAUGGUGAAGAGCACGGGGAGGAGGAGGAAGAGGAGCAGGAGGACCAGCUGCAGGGAGAGCGGGACGUCCUGGCCGCGCAAGCCCAGGGCCUUCUGGAAGAAAGGGACACCCUCAGCAGGGAGCGCGGGCGGCUGGAGGAGGCCCGGGGGGCGGUCCGGCGGCGGCUGGACGUCCUGGAAGAGGAGGCCCGGCGCCUUCGCACGCACAACACCGACCUGCAGCUGCGGGAGGAUACCGCCCGGCGCCUCGAGGAGCAGCGCCAGGGCGACUUGGCGCGGGCCCUGAGGGAGGCCGAGCGGCUGCAGGGGAAACUGGACUUCUUGGAAGCCAAGCAUUCGGGGGCACAGAGCAAGGUGGUGGACCUGAGCCAAGCCCUGGACACGAGCCGCUUGGAGGGAGAGCUCCUGAAGCGGGAGAUGGAGGAGACGGCCAAGGCCCUGGCCCGGGCGGAGGGCUCGGUGGCCGAGCUGUCCGGAGCCGAAUGCCGCCUGAGGGCCGAAGCGGCCGACCUGCGGGACGCCGUGGCCAAGGUCAGCGCCCUCAACGAGGCCCUGGCCCGCGACAAGCUGGACCUCGGCCGACAGCUCCUGCAGCUGGAGCGGGAAAACCAGGCGGCGGGACGGGCGGCGGCCGAGGCGGAGCGGGAGAGCGGGGCCGUGCGCGCCCAACUGCGGGAGGCGGAGAGGAGCGCGGAGGCCCUGCGGGCCGAGAGCUCGGACCUCCGGUCGCGCCUGCGGCGGGCGGAGGAGGCCCGGGCCCAGCUGCAGGAGGGCCUGGGGGCCGCCAGCCGGGACCGAGACCAGGCCCGGGAGCGGCUCGGACAGGUGCAGCGCCAGCAGGAGGAAUCCGCCCGCGAGCUGGAGCACCUGCGGCACGAGGCCCGGCGCCACGGGGAGGCCGCGGCCCGCGAGGCGCGCGACAAGGAGGCCGCCGUGCGGGUGCAGGCCCGGCUGCAGGUGCGACUGCAGGCCGCCGAGCGCCAACACCUGCUUCUCUCCGAGCGGCUGCUGGAGCGCAGCUCGGCGCAGGAAACCCUGGAGGCCCACCUAUUCGAGGCGCAGCAGCAGAGUUCGCUCCUGGGGCUCAGCGCGGGGCAACUGCAGAUCCAGCUGCAGACCGUCACCCAGGCCAAGGAGGUCAUCCGAGGGGAAGUGAGGUGUCUGCAGAUGGAGCUGGAGGCCGAGCGGAAGCGGACGGAGCAGGAGCGGGAAGCCCAGGCCGCCCGGCAGCAGGAACUGCGCCAGCUCCGGGACCAGCAGGCCUCUGCCCGGGCUCAGCACCAACAGGAACUGCAGGCUGUGCUGCAGCAGGCGGACCGGGAGCAGACCGAGCUGCGGGAGGAGUUGCAGCGAGCGGACCGGGAGAAGACCGAGCUGCGGGAAGCGUUGCAGCAAGCGAGCGGGGAGCGGAGCGGCCUUCGGGAGGCCUUGCGGCUGGCAGGCGGGGAGCAGAGCCAGCUGCAGGAGGCUUGGCGGCAAACGGGGAGGGAGAAAGCCGAGUUGCAGGAGGAGCUGCAGCAAGCGGGUAAGGAGAAAACUGAGUUGCAGGAGGCGUUGCAGCAAGCGGGCAGGGAGCAGAUGGAGCUGCAGGCAGGAUUGCAGCGAGCAGAGCAGGAGAACACCAAACUGCAGGAGGCUUUGCAGCUCGCAGAUCGGGAGAAGGCCGACUUGCAGGAGGCGUUGCAGCGAGCGGGCAGGGAGCAGAACAAGCUGCAGGGGGACUUGCAGCGAGCGGGCAAGGAACGGAGUGAGCUGCAAGUGGCACUGCAGCAAGCUGGUAGGGAGCGGAGCCAGCUUCAGGAGGCACUGCAGGAAGCGGGCAGGGAGAAAAUUGACUUUCAGGAGGCAUUGCAGCGAGCGGAUCAGGAGAAAGCCAAACUGCAGGAAACUUUGCAGGGCGCAGAUCAGGAGAAGACCGAGUUGCAGGAGGCGUUGCAGCGAGCCGGCAGGGAGCAGAGCGAGCUGCAGGCGGCUUUGCAGGAAGCAGGCUGGGAGAAAACUGAGUUUUGUGAGGCGUUGCAACGAGUGGAUCAGGAAAAGAUCAAACUGCAAGAGGCUCUGCAGGUCGCAGAUCAGGAGAAGACUGAGUUGCAAGAGGCGUUGCAGCGAGCGGGCAGGGAGCAGAACAAGCUACAGGCGGCAUUGCAGGAAGCCGGUAGGGAGCAGAGCCAGCUGCAGGCGGCAUUGCAGGAAGCCGGCCGGGAGAAAACCGAGUUUCAUGAGGCGUUGCAGCAAGCGGACCAAGAGAAAGCCAAACUGCAGGAGGCUUUGCACAUCACAGAUCGGGAGAAGACCGAGUUGCAGGAGGUGUUGCAGCAAGCGGGCAGGGAGCAGAACAAGCUACAGGCAGCAUUGCAGGAAGCAGGCAGGGAGCAGAGCCAGCUGCAGGAGGCAAUGCAGGAAGCCGACCGGGAGAAAACUGAGUUUCAUGAGGCGUUGCAGCGAGCGAAUCAGGAGAAAUCCAAACUGCAGGAGGCUCUGCAGGCUGCAGAUGGGGAGAAGAGCGUGCUGCAGGAGACCUUGCAGCGAGUGAGCAGGGAGCAGAACAAGCUACAGGCGGCAUUGCAGGAAGCCGGCAGGGAGCAGAGACAGCUGCAGGAGGCAUUGCAGGAAGCGGGCUGGGAGAAAACUGAGUUUCAUGAGGCCUUGCAGCAAGCGGACCAAGAGAAAGCCAAACUGCAGGAGGCUCUGCAGGUCGCAGAUCAGGAGAUGACCGAGUUGCAAGAGGUGUUGCAGCAAGCGGGAAGGGAGCAGAAAAAGCUACAGGCGGCAUUGCAGGAAGCCGGCAGGGAGCAGAGACAGCUUCAGGAGGAAUUGCAGGAAGCCGGCCGGGAGAAAACUGAGUUUCAUGAGGUGUUGCAGCAGGCGGACCACGAGAAAGCCAAACUGCAGGAGGCUCUGCACGUCACAGAUCGGGAGAAGACUGAGUUGCAGGAGACAUUGCAGAAAUCAUGCAGGGAGCAGAACAAGCUACAGGCGGCAUUACAGCAAGCAGGCAGGGAGCAGAGCCAGCUGCAGGAGGCAUUGCAGGUAGCCGGCCGGGAGAAAACUGAGUUUCAUGAGGUGUUGCAGCGAGCGGACCAAGAGAAAGCCAAACUGCAGAAGGCUCUGCAGGUCGCAGAUCGGGAGAAGACCGAGUUGCAAGAGGUGUUGCAGCGAGCGGGCAGGGAGCAGAACAAGCUACAGGAGGCAUUGCAGGAAGCCGGCAGGGAGCACAGACAGCUGCAGGAGGCAUUGCAGGAAGCCGGCCGGGAGAAAACGGAGUUUCAUGAGGCAUUGCAGCAGGCGGACCAAGAGAAAGCCAAACUGCAGGAGGCUCUGCAGGUCGCAGAGCAGGAGAAGACCGAGUUGCAGGAGGUGUUGCAGCGAGCGGGAAGGGAGCAGAACAAGCUACAGGCGGCAUUGCAGGAAGCCGGCAGGGAGCAGAGCCAGCUGCAGGAGGCAUUGCAGGAAGCGGGACGGGAGAAAACGGAGUUUCAUGAGGCGUUGCAGCAAGCGGACCAAGAGAAAGCCAAACUGCAGGAGGCUCUGCAGGUCGCAGAGCAGGAGAAGACCGAGUUGCAAGAGGUGUUGCAGCGAGCGGACAGGGAGCAGGACAAGCUACAGGCGGCAUUGCAGGAAGCAGGCAGGGAGCAGAGCCAGCUGCAGGAGGCAUUGCAGGAAGCCGGACGGGAGACAACUGAGUUUCAUGAGGCAUUGCAGCAAGCGGACCAAGAAAAAGCCAAACUGCAGGAGGCUCUGCAGGUCGCAGAGCAGGAGAAGACCGAGUUGCAAGAGGUGUUGCAGCGAGCGGACAGGGAGCAGGACAAGCUACAGGCGGCAUUGCAGCAAGCAGGCAGGGAGCAGAGCCAGCUGCAGGAGGCAUUGCAGGAAGCGGGCCGGGAGAAAACUGAGUUUCAUGAGGCAUUGCAACAAGCGGACCAAGAGAAAGCCAAACUGCAGGAGGCUCUGCAGGUCGCAGAUCGGGAGAAGACCGAGUUGCAAGAGGUGUUGCAGCAAGCGGACAGGGAGCAGGACAAGCUACAGGCGGGAUUGCAGCAAGCAGGCAGGGAGCAGAGCCAGCUGCAGGAGGCAUUGCAGGAAGCCAGCCGGGAGAAAACUGAGUUUCAUGAGGCGUUGCAGCAGGCGGACCAGGAGAAAGUCAAACUGCAGGAGGCUCUUCAGCAAGCGGAUCAGGAGAAGAGCGUGCUGCAGGAGAUGUUGCAGCAAGUGGGCAGGGAGCAGAACAAGCUACAGGCGGCAUUGCAGCAAGCAGGCAGGGAGCAGGGCACGCUGCAGGAGGCUUUGCAGGAAGCCGGCCGGGAGAAAAUGGAGUUUCAUGAGGCGUUGCAGCGAGCGGAUAAAGAGAAAGUCAAACUGCAGGAGACUCUGCAGGUUGCAGAUCGGGAGAAGACCAAGUUGCAAGAGGCACUACAGCGAGCGGGAAGGGAGCAGAAAGAGCUACAGGAGGCAUUGCAAGAAGCCAGCAGGGAGCAGAGCCAGCUGCAGGAGGCAUUGCAGGAAGCCGGCAGGGAGAAAACUGAGUUUCAUGAGGCAUUGCAGCAAGCUGGCCAAGAGAGAGCCAAACUGCAGGAAGCUUUGCAGCAGACAGAUCAGGAGAAGACCGAGUUGCAGGAGGCGUUGCAGCGAGCGGGCAGGGAGCAGAGCCAGCUGCAGGCAGCAUUGCAGCAAGCUGGCAGGGAGCAGAGACAGCUGCAGGAGGCAUUGCAGGAAGCGGGCUGUGAGAAAACGGAGUUUCAUGAGGUGUUGCAGCGAGCGGACCAAGAGAAAGCCAAACUUCAGGAGGCACUGCAGCAGGCGGAUCAGGAAAAGACCAAACUGCAGGAGGUGUUGCGGCAAGCGGGCAGGGAGCAGAAUGAGAUGCAGAGGGUGUUACAGCAAGCGGAUCAGGAGAAAGCCAAACUGCAGGAGGUUUUGCAGGUCGCGGAUCAGGAGAAGAGUGCGCUGCAGGAGGCGUUGCAGCGAGCGGGCAGGGAGCAGACCAAGCUACAGGCGGCAUUGCAGGAAGCCGGCAGGGAGCGGAGCCAGCUGCAGGCAGCAUUGCAGGAGGCCGGCCGGGAGAAAACGGAGUUUCAUGAGGCGUUGCAGCAAGCGGACCAAGAGAAAGCCAAACUGCAGGAGGCUUUGCACAUCACAGAUCGGGAGAAGACUGAGUUGCAGGAGACAUUGCAGCAAGCACGCAGGGAGCAUAACAAGCUACAGGCGGCGUUGCAGGAAGCCAGCAGGGAGCAGAGCCAGCUGCAGGAGGCAUUGCAGGAAGCCGGCCGGGAGAAAACUGAGUUUCAUGAGGCAUUGCAGCAAGCAGACCAAGAGAAAGCCAAACUGCAGGAGGCUCUGCAGGUCGCAGAUCAGCAGAAGACCGAGUUGCAAGAGGCACUGCAGCAAGCUGGAAGGGAGCGGAGCAAGCUACAGGCGGCAUUGCAGGAAGCCGGCAGGGAGAAAACUGAGUUUCAUGAGGCAUUGCAGCAGGCAGACCAGGAGAAAGUCAAACUGCAAGAGACACUGCAGCAGGCAAAUCAGGAGAAGACCGAGCUGCAGGAGGCGUUGCAGCGAGCGGGCAGGGAGCAGAGCCAGCUGCAGGAGGCACUGCAGGAAGCCACCCGGGAGAAAGCUGAGUUUCAUGAGGCAUUGCAGCAAGCAGGCAGGGAGUGGAGUGAGCUGCAGGAGGCAUUGCAGGAAGCCGGCACUAAGAAAACUGAGCUUCAGGAGGCAUUGCAGCGAGCGGACCAGGAGGAAGCCAAACUGCAGGAGGCUUUGCAGGUCGCAGAUCGGGAGAAGACCGAAUUGCAAGAGGCGUUGCAGCAAGCGGGCAGGGAGCAGAAGAAGCUACAGGCGGCAUUGCAGCAAGCAGGCAGGGAGCAGAGUCAGCUGCAGGAGGCAUUGCAGGAAGCGGGCUGGGAAAAAACUGAGUUUCAGGAGGCACUGCAGCAAGCGGACCAGGAGAAAGCCAAACUGCAGGAAGCUUUGCAGCAGGCGGAUCAGGAAAAGGCCAAACUGCAGGAGGCUUUGCAGGUCGCAGAUCGGGAAAAGACCGAGUUGCAGGAAGUGUUGAAGCGAGCGGGCAGGGAGCAGAACAAGCUACAGACGGCAUUGCAGGAAGCAGGCUGGGAGAAAACUGAGUUUUAUGAGGCCUGGCAACGAGCGGAUCAGGAAAAGAUCAAACUGCAGGAGGCUUUGCAGGUCGCAGAUCAGGAGAAGACUGAGUUGCAAGAGGCGUUGCAGCGAGCGGGCAGGGAGCAGAACAAGCUACAGGCGGCAUUGCAGGAAGCCGGCAGGGAGCAGAGCCAGCUGCAGGAGGCAUUGCAGGAAGCCGGCCGGGAGAAAACCGAGUUUCAUGAGGCGUUGCAGCAAGCGGACCAAGAGAAAGCCAAACUGCAGGAGGCUCUGCAGGUCACAGAUCGGGAGAAGACUGAGUUGCAGGAGACGUUGCAGCGAGCAGACAGGGAGCAGAGCAAGCUACAGGCGGCAUUGCAGCAAGCAGGCAGUGAACAGAGCCAGAUGCAGGAAGCAUUGCAGGAAGCCGGCCGGGAGAAAACUGAGUUUCAUGAGGCGUUGCAGCGAGCGAAUCAGGAGAAAUCCAAACUGCAGGAGGCUCUGCAGGCUGCAGAUGGGGAGAAGAGCGUCCUGCAGGAGACCUUGCAGCGAGCGGGAAGGGAGCAGAAAGAGCUACAGGCGGCAUUGCAGCAAGCAGGCAGGGAGCAGAGCCAGCUGCAGGAGGCAUUGCAGGAAGCCGGCCGGGAGAAAACUGAGUUUCGUGAGGCGUUGCGGCGAGCGGACCAGGAGAGAGCCAAACUGCAGGAGGCUUUGCAGCUGACAGAUCGGGAGAAGACCGAGUUGCAGGAAGUGUUGCAGCGAGCGGGUGGGGAGCAGAGCAAGCUACAGGCGGCAUUGCAGCAAGCGGGCAGGGAGCAAAGCCAGCUGCAGGAGGCAUUGCAGGAAACCGGCCAGGAGAAAACUGAGUUUCAGGAGGCUUUGCAGCGAGCGGACCAGGAGAGAGCCAAACUGCAGGAAGCACUUCAGCAGGCGGAUCAGGAGAAGAUCAAACUGCAGGAGGCAUUGCAGCAAGCGGGCCAGGAGCAGAACGAGCUGCAGACAGUGCUACAGCAAGUGGAUCAGCAGAAAGCCAAACUGCAGGAGGCCUUGCAGCUCGCAGAUCAGGAGAAGACCGAGUUGCAGGAGGCGUUGCAGCGAGCGGGCAGGGAGCAGAGCCAGCUGCAGGCAGCAUUGCAGGAAGCCGGCCGGGAGAAAACUGAGUUUCAUGAGGCGCUGCAGCGAGCGGACCAGGAGAAAGCCAAACUGCAGGAGGCAUUGCAGCAGGACGAUCAGGAAAGGACCAAACUGCGGGAGACGUUGCAGCGAGCGGGCAGGGAGCAGAACAAGCUACAGGCGGCAUUGGAGCAAGCCGGCAGGGAGCAGAGCCAGCUGCAGGAGGCAUUGCAGGAAGCCGGCCGGGAGAAAACGGAAUUUCAGGAGGCAUUACUGCAAGCGGGCCGGGAACAGAAUGAGCUGGAGAAAGCACUGCGGCAAGCAGACGGGCAGAAAACCGAGCGGCAGUUAGCCCUGCGAGAAGCAGCCGGGGAGCAGGCCAGGCUGCGGGGAGCACUGGAGCAAGCCAGAGGGGAGCAGAGCCAGCUGCAGGCGGCACUGCAGGAAGCCGGCGAGGCAAAGGCCCGACUGCAGGAAAUGUUGCAGCAAGCUGACAGAGAAAACACCGAGCUGCGGGGGUUGCUGCAGAAGGUUGGCGGGGAGCAGACCCAACAGCAGGAAGCGUUACAGCAAGCGGACGAGGAAAAGGGCAAGCUGCAAGAGGCACUGCAGCAAGCGGGCCUGGAGCAAGCCGAGGUGCAGCGAGCCUUGCAGCGAGCAGGCCGGGAGCAGGGCAGGCUGCAGAAGGCGCUGCGGGAAGCAGAUGAGGAGAAGGCCGAACUGCGGGGAGCCUUGCAGCAGGCGCGGCAGGAGCAGAGCCGGCUGCAGCGGGCACUGCAAGAAGCAGGCGGGGAGCAGCACGAGUAUCAGGUGGCCUGGCAGCAAGCUGAGCAGGAGCAGAGCGAGCUGCGGGGGGCUUUGCAGCAGGCGGGUAGAGAGAAGGCGGAACUGCAGCGAGCGUUGCAACAGGCAGGGAGGGAGCUGCAGGAGGAACUGCGACGCGUGAACUCGGAGAAGGCCGAGGCGCGGGGCGCGUCGCAGCGGGCAGACAGGGAGAGAGCUGAGCUGCAGCGGGUGUUACGGGAACUGGGCGGAGAGAAGGCCGAGCUGCAGCAGUCACUGCAGCAAGCGGAGGAGCGGGAGACGGAGCUGCGGGAGGCCUGGGUCUUGGAGCAAGCGGGCGAGGAGGAGAUUGGGCCGCAGGAAGCCGGCGGGGAGCGGGCGGCCUUGCGGCGAGCGGGCCAGGAGCAGAGGGAGUUGCAGCCGGCGCUGCGGCCGAUGGGCCGAGAGAGGGCUGGGCCGCAGCUGGCGUUGCAGCAGGCAGAGCGGGAGCCCAGCGGGCUGCAGCGGGCAUUGCGACGAGCUGACGAGGAGAAGACCGCACUGCAGCGAGCGGGCCGGGAGCAGGCUGAGGUGCGGGAGGAGCCGCGGCCGGCAACGGAGGAGCAGAGCCAACUGCAGGAGGCCACUGAGGCGGCGGGGACCCGCGGAGAGACUCGCACCCGGUCCAAGAGAGCCGGCCACCAGUUGGACGCGGAGACGGGGCGGCCGACCUUACUGGACGCCGAGACGGGGCUGCUGACCCUACUGGACGCCGAGACGGAGCGGCUGUCCCUGCUGGAGGCUCUCCUGCUCACCCAGGGCGAGCUGACCGCCGCCGGCCGGCUACUACAGGGCCUGAGACGAGACCUGAGAACCCAGCAGGGGACAGGGCGGCGCGCCCAGCUCCCCGGCCGCCCAGGCGCACGGUCCCCGCUAGAGCGCGAAGCCCAGCAGUGGUGGCAGGAAGCCCGGGAGGCCCAGCAGCGGCUGGCGGAGGCCCAGGAACGGCUAGCGGAGGCCCAGGAAGCUCAGCGGUGGCUAGCGGAGGCCCAGGAGGCUCAGCAGCGGCUAGCAGAGGCCCAGGAAGCUCAGCAGUGGCUAGCGGAGGCCCAAGAGACCCAGCAGCGACUAGCGGAGGUCCAAGAAGCCCAGCAGCAACUAGCGGAGGCCCAGCAGCGGCUAGCGGAGGCCGAAGAGGCCCAGCAGCGGCUAGCGGAGGCCCAAGAGGCCCAGCAGCGGCUAGCAGAGGCCCAAGAGGCCCAGCAGUGGCUAGCGGAGGCCCAAGAGGCCCAGCAGCGGCUAGCGGAGGCCCAAGAGGCCCAGCAGCGGCUAGUGGAGGCCCAGGAGGCUCAGCAGCGGCUAGCGGAGGCCCAAGAGGCCCAGCAGCGGCUAGCGGAGGUUCAAGAGGCCCAGCAGCAGCUAGCAGAGGCCCAAGAGGCCCAGCAGCGGCUAGCGGAGGCCACCCAACAGUGGCCAGAGCCGCCAGAGGCUGAGCAGGGCCAACCAAGGGAGGCCGAGUCCGGGGUCACACGGCUUUGGGCCACAAAGAAGGAGCCGAUCAGCUCGGCUCCGGCCCCGGAGGAACGGGAGCGGAGGGAUGCGAGCAGCCUGCAGGGCCACGGGCCCCAGCCCAGGGAUGGGCGGCCGCAGCGCCCGGCCCAGGUGCGGGUGCCCGCCGCGGUCGGAGCCCCGCCAACCCCGCUCCAGCCGGGCCGGCGGCCGCUCGACGCGGAGGACCAGACCGCGGUCUCGGCCCGGGAGCGGCGGCGAGGCCGUCCACCGCAGACCCCGCCGGCUGACCCCCGCCGACUCCCCGGGGCCUCUGAGGAGGCCGGGCCCGAGCGCCGCGCUGGCGGGGACCCCCGUCUCCCCCUUCCCGCCGGGGCAGGCGUUGCCGAGCAGAGGCCGGGCUCAAUGGAGGCCGCGAGGACCGGCCUGCCCGAGGAGGAGGAGGAAGAGGCGGCCACCCAGCCGAACCACCGAUCGGGCGCCGCGUCGGCGGAGCCAGACCGGAUCCCGGAGAGGAACCGGCGGGAGGCCAACCGGGCCCCGGACAAGGGGAUGGAGGUGGACGAGCGGAGGCGGGCGCGGGGCCCGGCGGCUAGGCCGGAGCCAGAUGUCGCCCCAGGGCCCACCACGAUGGAGGACGAGCUGAUCCCUCCGCCCGGUGCCCUCCGGGAGAGAGCGGAGGGCAGUGGAGCCCGGGCGGGGCCGGGCCGGGGAGUUGGGGGGCCGGUGGGGGGUGGGCAGUGGGAAGGGCAGACCCACCGCCCACCGGAACGGCGGGAAGAUGACAGGGCCGAAUGGGCCCCCCCAGCCGCCAGCACGGAGGAGAGAGACCGAGUCACCGUGACCCAGAUGGAAGAGGUCAAUGCUCUGGAAAAGCAGGGAGCGGCCCGGCCGGCCUCUCCGGAACGCUUGACUCUAGAGCGCUUGUCUCUGGAAUGGGAAGAGAGGCGUCGGGAGGCGGAGGCCCAGGGAGCCCGGAGCCAGGGAGCCACCCGGCCGGCCUCUCCGGAACGCUUGACUCUAGAGCGCUUGUCUCUGGAACGGGAAGAGAGGCGUCGGGAGGCGGAGGCCCAGGGAGCCCGGAGCCGGAAACCGAGGGGUCAGGGGGAGAGGCGGAGGGGCGCGCCGGACCCCUGGGCCCUGGAGCCGGAGGAGAGGCUCCAGGAGAUCCCAUCCCAGAGAGACCCGCCGGGCCUCGGGAGGACCCCCGGGGGAGCCCGGUCUGCGGAGUCCGAGGAGGCGGCGAUGGCGGAGGCCCCCGGAGGGCCGGGUGGCAGGGCCGGGCUGUGGGAACCGGAGACGGAGGAGGAGGAGGAGGCCCGGGCCGCCCCGAUGGGGCGAGCGCGGACCAUCCCGGCCUCACGGGACCAACUCGACCAUCUCCGGCGGGGCCCAGGCGAGCCGGAGCGCCAGCGGGCCCUCCUCGACCGGGGAGAGCCGGGACCCUGCCGGGGGCCGUCGCGGCCGCCGGAGGGGACGGGAAGGGGCCCCCGGGGGGACGCGGGGACGCUGGAGGGGACCCCGACUCACCCCCGGUGGGUCCGGGCCCAGCGGGAGAGGAGAUUUCCAAGCCCCCAGGCCCAAAGUGAGGAAGGGGAGGCUGCCGGGCUGGAGCGGACGAGGACCUGCCCGAGGCCCACUGAGGCCCAAGAGAUGGAGCGGAGGGAGAGGGCCCGGACGCCGGCCACGCUCACGCAGGACUCCGCGUCGAAGGAGGGCUGGCGGUCGGCCCCGGGAGCGGAAGAGGGGCAGCGGGUGGCCGGCCUGCAACGCGCCGUGGCCGGGCUGGAGCAGGAACGAGACCGGCUGCAGCGGCACAAUGCCCAGCUGAGGGCCACUUUGGAGCAGGUGGAGCAUGAACGGAGGAGGCUGAAGAGGAGUUCCUCGCGCCACCCCGCAGGGGAUGCCCACCCGGCCGCCCCAAAGGAAGAAGACGGGGAGACGGGCACGCCGGGCACGGGUCAGGUGGCAGCCCUCUGCAAGCAGGUGGCCCAGCUGCGGAGGCAGCUGGCAGUGGAGCGGCGGCAGAAGGGGGCCUACGUGGCGCGCUGCGCGCAGACCAGCCGGGAGCUGGCCGGCCUCCACCACCAGCUCGCCCACUCCCUGGCCGCGGUGGCCCGGACCCCCGACGCCACCGUGCUGGAGGCCCAGGCCCGCAAGCUGGACGAGUCGCUGACCCUCGGCGCCGGCUCCACGCCGCCGUCCUCGCCCAGGACUCCCCCGGGACCCCCUUCCUCGCUCCCCUCCACGCCCCUCUUAAGCCCCCGCUUCUCCUCCUCGAGGGGCCAGGAGACAAUAAAGCGUCCUCACUCUGCCAGGGUACGCGUCGCCCCCCGUUCCCGGCUCCGGCUGCGGAAGUGGGUGGGAGCGGUCUCGGAGGAGCGCGACGGCCCGCGCGAGAGGCGCUUACCGCGUGCGGCACGCUGUGGGAAACGUGAUGGGCGGCCCCCAGCCCCGGCUGCUCCAGUGCCGUCGCGGUCCGAGGGGAAGUUGAGCCCGUGGGUCGCUGCGGUCACGGCUGUUCCCGGCCCGGGUGCCGAGGGAAUUCGCGGGACGAAGCACGGCCCUCGGGCCGCCCCGCUGGAGGAGGGCGAAAAUCGGCGUGCCGGCGGCGACGGGAAGCCUAGACACCGUCUCUUCGGCCUGGGGAAAAUCGGCGACCCCCGACCUCACGGACGUACCGGUGGCGACGGGAAGCUUGGACACCGUUUCUUCGGCCUGGACGUCCGCGCUGCCGCCCCGGCCGGCGCCCCGUCCCGGGGACGUCGGCAGCCCAAGGCCCGGCCGGAGCCCACCGGGAGGAGUCGCGGCGGAUCCCGCGCUCCGAAACCGGACUGA
Molecule: messenger RNA, 13197 nt
Organism: Tachyglossus aculeatus (Australian echidna)
Lineage: Eukaryota; Metazoa; Chordata; Mammalia; Monotremata; Tachyglossidae
Gene: CEP250
Product: centrosomal protein 250
Exons: 28
Biological process (GO): cilium assembly
Source: RefSeq, a predicted model, not a curated record